UGCCACUUGUCCUCUUAAUAUGCACACAUGCUCCAGAACCAUAGUCAAACACCUGGAUAAUUACACUCUCUGUGUGAUUGUUACCCUCCAUUCUUCUCAAAGAUCUAAGGAAUGUCAGGACCUCAGUGCUGUGAGAACCCACCAACCCUCAGCUCAAGUUGUGGAGCAGGACAUGUAGAAGAACUUGGAGGCUUCAAGUCCUACGUUACUGGCUCCCCUGAUUCCAAGCUUGCUAUCCUCCUUGUCUCUGAUAUUUUUGGAUAUGAAGCUCCAAAUUUGAGGAAGCUUGCUGACAAAGUUGGAGCUGCUGGAUUCUAUGUGGUGGUUCCUGACUUCUUAUAUGGAGAUCCCUAUGUACUUGAUAAUGCUGAAAGGCCUUUUCCAGUUUGGAUAAAGGAUCACGGAGCGGAUAAAGGAUUUGAAGAAGCAAAACAAGUAAUUUCUGCUCUAAAAAGUAAAGGUGUGUCCAAAAUUGGAGCUGCAGGAUUUUGUUGGGGCGCCAAGGUUGUUGUGGAACUAGCAAAGUGUGACUAUAUCCAAGCUGCAGUGAUGUUACAUCCUUCAUUUGUCACUUUAGAUGAUAUCCAUGGGGUUAAGGUUCCAAUUUCCGUACUGGGAGCUGAAAUUGACCAAAUAUCUCCACCGGAACUCUUGAAACAGUUUGACGAGGCCCUAAAUGUAAAGCCCGAGGUUGAUGGCUUUGUGAAGAUAUUUCCGGGAGUUGCACAUGGCUGGAGCAUGAGGUACAAGGAUGAAGAUGAAGCAGCUGUGAAGUGUGCAGAAGAGGCUCACCGGGAUAUGUUGGAUUGGUUUGUUAAGUAUCUAAAGUAAGAACAUUAUUAGAUUAUAUGAAUACUUUUUUGAUGCGUAAUAACUUGUCUACCGCCACGUGAAUAAUUGGAUAUGUUGGAUGUUACUUCAAUUAUCAUAAGUAACAGUAUGGGUUAAAUUAUGGAACAAUUUGAUGUGUAGUACCUUAUUAGCCAUCACACAAGAGUUUGAUAAUGUGUGGUAAUUCGAAAGUAUAUGAAAUUUCUGUUUGCUUUCAUUAUUUUGAAAGCUUUGAAGACUAGAA
Molecule: messenger RNA, 1075 nt
Organism: Cornus florida
Lineage: Eukaryota; Viridiplantae; Streptophyta; Magnoliopsida; Cornales; Cornaceae
Product: endo-1,3;1,4-beta-D-glucanase-like
Exons: 7
Coding region: 112-831 (239 amino acids)
Molecular function (GO): hydrolase activity
Source: RefSeq, a predicted model, not a curated record